AUGCCCAAUCUACCGAUACUCAACGAACCACCUAUCAACAAUGCGGGGUCAUCGUCAUCCGCCCCUUCUUCUCCCAGACCUGAAUCACCCAACCCAGACCCAUCAAAACCUCGUAGGAGGGGGUCUCAUGGGCGACUGGCAAAGCUGAUAGCUCCCGGAAGAUCAAGGAGUACUUCCAACGCAUCUCAGAUAAGUGUGAAUCAGGAGGAUACUCAUAGUGCUGGAUCAAGCGGAAGGACGACGCCCGAGCUCAGACGCAGGGCAGGUAAAGCUGCUACGACUUCUCUCCUGGCCAGUGAUGCAAAGUACAAGAAAUACGCUCAGCUGGUGGACAAGAGCUUACAAGCUUUUGAAAGUGUGAACGAAUGGGCGGAUUUCAUUUCAUUCCUGUCGAGGUUGUUAAAGACCCUGCAAUCGCCUUCACCACCAUAUCCUGAGAUACCUAGAAAGCUCAUCGUAUCAAAACGUCUUGCACAAUGCUUGAACCCCGCUUUACCUGCCGGUGUCCAUCAGCGAGCGUUGGACGUGUAUGCCUACAUCUUUAAUAUAAUAGGGGUAGAAGGGCUAAAGCGAGACCUUCUGAUAUGGUCGUCGGGCCUCUUCCCUUUCUUCCAAUAUGCUACCACUUCUGUGCGACCUCUUCUCAUUAACAUCUAUGAAACAUAUUAUCUACCUCUAGGCUCAGAACUUAGACCAGCAACUAAAGCUUUAGUAUUGGCCUUGCUCCCUGGGAUGGAGGAGGAGACUGGUGACUUCUUUGACAAGAUCUUGUCUCUCCUUGACAGAGUCUCAGAGGCCAUCACACCUUCAUGCUUUCUCAAAAACAUAUUCCUCAUUCUCAUAUCCUCCCCUCAAUCCCGUCUCUCAGCACUCAAUUACCUUUCUCGACGACUCCUCAACCCCCCGGAACAAGGAGACUCUGAUGUUGGCCUGAUGAUCCGCGGCGUCUCAGCUGCAUUGGGAGAUGAGAAUGUACUUGUCAGAAGGCACGGGCUGGAUUUGCUUUUGAGGAUACUAAAGUUGCAUGAACCGCUUUUGAAAGAUGCCGAUCGGAAUGAUCAAGAAAUCUUGGUGCGUGCUGCUAGUGGAGUCCUCCUGCAGAGAGAGUUAUCUUUGAGCAGGAGGGUCUAUACUUGGCUCCUUGGCACAGGAGAAGUGUCGGCGGAACAAAUUGCGUAUUUCAGAGAAAAUGGCCUGGAACUUCUCUCAUCAACACUGCAAAGCGACAUGGAACGUCUCAGUACUACCACGGACGGGUCAGAUGCUCAAAGACCAUUCAAGAUCUUCCUGUCCUUUUUGGACAAAUGGGAAGUCGGUGCAGCCCUGUCCGAGAGACUGGCGAUUCCAGCUUUACGAGCGAUCAAGAACGCCACUUCGGCCUCGACGGACGUUCUACCAGAAGAGGUGAUUGGCACUGCGCUCGCUGUUUAUGAGGCCAUUGAGCCUAUCAUUGGCAUUCAACUGGUGCAAUGGCUCAUAUCUGCUGUACCUCAACAUGACGAAGAAGUCAACUCCGUUCAUAUACCGGUAUUACUUGAUUUGAUUCUAGGUGCCAUCGCGUCAAACACCCUCACAGAAGAUGCCUCAAGAGACGCUUUUCGCCUAGCAGCUGGCCUACUACACCUCAUCCCUUUAAAUGCAGCCUCAAGGGACUCCUCGACCGACGAUAAGCCUGUGUCUGAAGGACCGUCUGUGCCGGAGAUGUUGUAUCAAUCGGAUGGACAGCCCAAUGUCGCUCACGAAAGGAUCAAUACAAAAGUCCUCCCUCAUAUAACCGUCCUCGCUUUCGACAUCUGUCAUAACGCUUUGCUCAAUCAUUCCAAGGAGCCUGAGAGUUUGUUAGAUGCAGUUAACAUAGUGAUAGCUUUGCUGGAUAACGAGGUACCCACCUUAGACCUAGUAGAUGGAGAGAAUUGGCUCUCUGGGCUUGUGCAAGCGCUCUCAAAGCUAUUUCGGUAUCUCCGCCCUGAUGCUGCACCGUACCAUAUCCGAGCUGUAGAGCUUUUGUGGGAGUACAAUCAGAUGGCGGAACCUCAUACACUCGAGAAUGUCAUUGCUCGGAGAAUGGCGGAUAGACCGCUCAACAGUGCAACCUUCGAUGCUUUUGGGAUCCUGUGGCGUUUGACGGACGAUACAAUGUUACCCGGAGAAAUGUUCAACAUCCCUAUCAGUAUGGUGCUCGAUGCAUUGCGAUCAUCGGAUCCAGAAGUUCAGCGACAAGCGGAAACAUGGAUGCGACUUAAUCUACGAUCAUACUUUCGGGUGCUUGAUCCUAUCAUCACUCGUCUACUUGACCCAGAUGUUCGAUAUCACGAGGACACAUACGCUACACCAGUAGACUUGAGCCUCCUAUGCCACCUGGUUGACAAUAUCUCGAUUUUGUUCAAAUUCGGCGGCCAAGGGCUGAGUAAAGCUUGCCAUUCGACUGAAAUCAGACAGACUAUCCACUCUACCCUGGUCAAAAGAGUGGAAGCAUCGUUGCCCAAUGCUGUCACCUACCUGGAGGUAAUGGUCGCUUUGUUGAUCAGAUUCAUGACUACGGAAGCUUCUCAAGCGAUUCGCGAAGCUGCCCCGCCGAUCAUACGACUUCAAGCUUCGGCUAUUGAACUUUUGCAAACGAUCGUUUCACGUGGAGAUGUAUCUCAUAAUCAGCUCGCUAGUAUCAAAACGUCUCUUGUCAUCAAGCUCUCCUCUGCGGUAGAACAUAAGCGGAUGACCUUACAGAGCAAGCUACUUCAUCUACUUCAUUCGGCGUUCAGCGCAUCUUCGGCGAGCAAAUCAUUCAACCACCGUCGAUCUCCAUCUCUGAACGAAAAGUUCUAUCAAUCUCCUACAGAUUCCGAAUUCGAACUCAAUCUAGUCAAACUCGCAAUCGAAGCUGUACUGUCAACUAGUAAUUUGCCAGUCUUACAACAUUGGGUGGACUUUGUCUUGAUGACAUUACCUCAGCUAUCGACAGCUCGGACUGGUCUUCUACAAGCUUUAUCGGAAUGUUUCGCUCAGCAGUUGCGGUACUUGUCAACCCAUAUUGACAGCGUGUAUAUCCGCUGUGAAGCCUCGGUCAAGGAUGAAAAGCUUUUAGUCACCGACGCGGAGGUAAUCAUGAUACUCAAUGCGAUGGAACGAGUUCUGAUACUGUUGUCCUCUGGACCUGGAGUCAAGCAUGAUGAUCUGGGUAAACAAGGUGAAGGUGAAAAAGGUCUUUUGGGCUUGAUGUCAGGUGUAUUCACCGUGGAGGCACCAACGGACGAAUCGGCGAAGACCGAAUACCCAAGGUACCUUGAUGAUGCUAUACAUGCCCUAUUGCUUUCUUGGACAAUUACCAGGUCCACUUCGACUUCGACCACUUCCUCGUCAUCCAAAUUACAGACGUAUGACAGAAUCAGAUCUCGUGUGAAGAAGGUUUUGGAGAAGAUAUUCAAGACUCAACCUCUAGGCGUGAUCACUAGUUGCAUCCAUGUUUGGGCUACGAACUCGAAUGAAAUUACGGAUUUGGCUACGUUCGACUGCGUAGAUACUCUGACGCCCAGCGCACAAAGGCUGGUGGAGAUAGUCUGUGAAGCUGUCGCCGGAAGAUCAGGCAGGACAUCUUCCGAGUUCAGAGCGGACCCUGCAUACCUAGCUUUCCUCGAAGCGUAUAUAUCCCGACUAGAGGCUCCCAUAGCUGUUCAGGUAUGGCCUACGUUAUUUGGAUUCGCCAAGGUUAUCAUAGGAUCUCUUGGAUCGAAUUCGGCUAGAGUCCAGUUAUUCCUCGUUCUCAAAUGUUUGACCGCUUUGAGUUUGAUCGUCUCGAAAACCAGUGCAUUGGAAGAUCGAAGACUACGGAGGGACCUGCAAGACACCUACGCUAAGGUAUUGGACAUGGUAGUCACAAACUCCACCAAGGUAGCAGAAGCUGGGUUGUGGACGCGUAUGAUUGCUGGGACAGCUAGUCCGGGAGAUACCGAGAAGAUUAACGUGGAGAAGGGCCUGGAACAGAUAUAUGGGUUUCUCUCAAUCGCUGUCAUACCGAAUCUUAGACUGUUGCUGGUUGAUACGGAUCGAGUGAACGCCGCGUGCAGUGGUAUGAUGGUGUCGAUUGUCACACCGGUAUUCAGGAAGCAAAAGAUUGAGCCGAGUGUCUUGCGCCUGCUUCUGGAAAUCACCAAAAUCCCCUCGGCACAUAAAACCUGGCGAACUCAGAUAGGAGAUAUAUUCAAUGAUUCUCGAUUCUUCAAACAUAAGAAUGAGGAUGAUAUAGGAUAUUGGAAAACUCUGAUAUGCGGAUUAAUGGAUUCUGAUAAAGAAAGAUUCGCCGAUCUAUUAGGUAAAAUCACUUCAGCAUCUUCAGCGAAUAUAUUUUCCAAUCGAGAACAAGAGAUGCUAGUGAAAUCGCUCAACCUGAGGAGGCUGAGUUUCGUCUUGCUUUCCGCGGAGAACAAUCAUUACCUUGUGCAAUUACCUGCCAUACAGGAGAAACUUGUCGAGUUGCUCAGGAGCAGUCAACUGUCACCUCGAGUACACAGCGAGGUAUAUCUCUGUCUAAGGGUUUUGAUGUGUCGCAUCUCUCCACAACAUCUCACCAACUUUUGGCCAGUCAUCUUAACGGAGCUGCUACGGAUCUUUGAACUCACAAUGGACGAUCCGCCUGAUGAUGGAUCUGAGGCUUUGCAACUCGUAUUGGCAGCUUGUAAAUUCCUGGAUCUGCUGUUGGUGAUACAAUCGGAAGAUUUCCAAGUUCAUCAAUGGAUGUUCGUGACAGAUACUACCGAUGCCGUCUACCCCACUGAGGGGUACGAGCCAGAAGCAUUGAUGGAUUGUUUAGCCAACAUCUUGAGUGAUAAUGACGGUCAUAGAGGUCGAUCAAGUUCAGAUAAAUCACCAUAUGAACCACUUGUGCUUUCAGAACAAUCCGAAAACGGAGCGAGAAAACCUAGAUUAUCUUCUGUUAGAACGCUGAAUAGUAUAUAUGAAUUACAACCUUUCUUCUCUAGGGCUAGUAUCGAUACGUUUGAAGGUGUUUAUGGAGGAGUGGGAGUAGAUUGGGAAGCUGUAGAAGAAGGUUUGAGUGAAGAGAUAUUUGAUAUUUGA
Kwoniella botswanensis is the source of this 5070-nucleotide messenger RNA. RefSeq lists its product as uncharacterized. Gene Ontology annotation, biological process: Golgi to endosome transport. The transcript is spliced from 24 exons. Gene Ontology annotation, cellular component: trans-Golgi network; endosome. The coding region runs from base 1 to 5070 and encodes 1689 amino acids. Lineage: Eukaryota; Fungi; Basidiomycota; Tremellomycetes; Tremellales; Cryptococcaceae. The record is from RefSeq and is a predicted model, not a curated record.